Molecule: messenger RNA, 4583 nt
Organism: Trifolium pratense (red clover)
Lineage: Eukaryota; Viridiplantae; Streptophyta; Magnoliopsida; Fabales; Fabaceae
Exons: 7
Coding region: 80-4582 (1500 amino acids)
Biological process (GO): telomere maintenance; DNA repair
Molecular function (GO): DNA helicase activity
Source: RefSeq, a predicted model, not a curated record
UUUUUUUAAUUGUGCAGUGGUUGUAUCUUAAGGUAAUGUUUCAGUGGAACACUAUCCCAAUACUCAUGUGGAUUUUGUUAUGCAAGCAACUAAUGUGCGGUCUUUACCUGUAUUGGGAAGGCAGGAUUUGGUUGAUGUUGUUGUUAGGAAUAGUAGCAGUAAGCUAAGACGGCAAGAGAGAAUGAAAAAAUUGAAACUGAAUAGAUUACGCCCUCGAUCUACUGAUCCAUUUGUUAGACGUGGAUUGUCUCGUGUUAGGGGAGGAUCUUCUAAGGGUAGAGUUUCAAGUUCUGUAAUUAUAAAUGUAGAAUUAUCGAAUUCUAACAUUUUCCGUCGUGCUGAGUGUGAAGAAUACUUGGAUAUUGGUAACAUGAAUGUUGAAUGUCAAAAAUGUGGUGCUAUGGUUUGGUAUGGAGAACGAGCUCAAAAGUUUUAUGCGGUUAACUUUCUGAAGAUAUCUUUGUGUUGUAUGAAAGGAAAUAUCACGUUACCUCCAUUGAUUGAGCCGCCUGUUCUUAUUAGAAAUUUGUUCGCUGGGUUGGAUCGAAGGAGUAGCAAUUUCAUGUUGAAUCUUAGGUCAUACAACAACAUGUUUUCAUUUACUUCUUUUGGUGGUAAAGUUAUAUCUGAUAAGAACAAAGGACAUGGUCCUCCUAAUUUUGUUAUUGCUGGACAAAACUAUCAUCGAAUUGGAAGUUUAAUACCAGAUGAAGGUGAAAGACCAAAAUUUGCUCAACUUUACAUAUAUGAUACGGAAAAUGAAGUUGAUAAUCGUUUGUCUCAUUUCAGGGAACAUUCUGGAAGCAAUGUUUUGGAUCCAUCGUUGGUUGAGGAUUUAUUGAAAGUUAUGGAUGAACAUAACAUUUUAGUAAAAAGUUUUAGAAUGGUUCGUGAUUUUUAUCGGGAGAAUCAAAAUGUUCAUGUAAAGUUACGAUUAUUUCGUGGUAGAACUUUUGAUCCUAGAACAUAUAAUGUUCCCUGUAUUGAUGAGGUUGCAGCUUUAAUUGUUGAUGAUUUUGAUAGCUCUGAAAAUGGAAGGGAUAUUAUUGUUCGUGAAAGAGAUGGUUAUUUGCAAAAAAUUCACGAAACUCAUGCGAAAUAUAUCCCACUUCAAUAUCCUUUGUUGUUUCCAUUUGGGGAAGAUCAAUAUGAUGAGACUCUUAGGCGUAACAUACUAACGGUUACUGGAACAGUUAAAAAACGGGUUCGUGUUACUCUAAGGGAAUUCAUUGCUUAUAGAUUGCAAGAGAGGGUGCUUGAAAAUUCUAUUUUACUUCAUGGUAGGCGCCUCUUCCAACAAUUUGUUGUUGAUUUAUAUUCUAUGAUUGAAUCUCAACGCUUAUCGUACAUUAGAUUUAAUCAAGCAAAGAUUCGGGCCGAUUUUCUAGCUGGUGUUGAAGAAGCUGUUGGUCGUGGUGAUAUUAUUGGUUCUUCUCUGGGGUCUCGUGUUGUUGUGCCAUCUUCCUUCACCGGAGGUAGAAGAUAUAUGUUUAAUAAUUGUCAGGAUUCAAUGGCACUUUGUAAGAAAUUUGGAUAUCCUGAUUUGUUUCUUACUGUUACGUGCAAUCCAAAAUGGGAUGAGAUACAGCGACAUUUAUCAAAAUCAAGGAAUCAUGCUCCCUAUCGACCAGAUAUUAGCUGUCGUGUUUUCCAUGUAAAGUUGAAAGAAAUGAUGAAAGAUUUCAAGAAAGGUCAUUUUUUCGGAAGAUUGGUUGCAAGUGUAUAUACUAUUGAAUUCCAAAAGAGAGGGUUGCCUCAUGCACAUAUUUUAUUGUGGUUGGAUAAACGUGAUAGACUUGAUUCACCUGCUUCAAUAGAUUCUGUUAUUUGUGCUGAAAUCCGUGAUGAGAAUCUUUUUCCAAAAUUGUAUUAUGUUGUUUCGAGGUUUAUGAUUCAUGGUCCCUGUGGGAAGGAUAUAGAGUACUCUCCCUAUAUGAAAAAUUAUCGAUGCUCGAAGUUUUAUCCAAAGAAGUUUGUCAAGCAAACUACUUUCGAUGAAAGAGGUUAUCCUAUUUAUCGUCGUCGAGAUCUGGGGGUGACAGUUUUAAAGAAAGAAAUUCAAUUGGACAAUAGAAGUGUUGUUCCCUAUAACCCAAGCUUGAUCAUGAAAUAUCAAGCUCAUGUUAUUAUUGAAUUCUGUAAUAAGUCAAAUUGCAUCAAAUAUUUGUUUAAGUAUAUUACCAAAGGAGUUGAUAGGGUUACAGCUACUUUGGAAGUGGAUGAUGAUGAAGUUGUUGAUGAAAUAAAACAGUUUUAUGAUUGUCGUUAUUUGUCUCCGUCUGAAUCAAUAUGGAGAAUAUUUAGGUUUGAUAUUCAUAGUAGAUGGCCAGCUGUUCAGCGGUUGACGUUUCAUCUUCGUUCUGAGCAAAGAAUUCUAUUCAAUGAUGGUUCCAACUUGCAGACUGUGCUUUCUAGAAAUCGUGAUAGGAAUACAAUGUUUCUUGCUUGGUUUGAGGCAAAUCGACGUUAUUCGGCAGGUCGUUGCUUAACUUACAUUCAAUUUCCUUCUAAGUUUGUUUAUGAUUCGGAUAAUCGCAUUUGGUAUCCACAUAAACAGGGUGAAUCGAUUGGUAGGCUGUCUUUUAUUCCUCCCAGUAAUCGAGAGCUAUAUUAUAUGCGGUUGUUGUUGAAUGUCCAAGUUGGAUGUAAAAGUUUUGAAGAUAUCCGCACUGUUGAUAAUCAUGUUUAUGAUACUUAUCGUGAAGCUUGUGGUGAGCUGCAGCUUCUUGCUGAUGAUCGUCAAUUCAUAGACUGUAUAGAUGAACUUUCCAUUCUUGGUUCUGGUUAUCAUCUGAGAAAAGUGUUUGCUGUUUUAUUGGUGGCUUCAUCCAUGAGUGAUCCGUUAAAAGUUUGGCAACAAAAGUGGGAAAUCUUAGCUGAUGGAAUUUUGUAUUCUAGGCGUCGAAUGCUUAACAACCCAGAUUUGGUUAUCUCUUCCGAAGAUUUGCAACAGUUAUGUUUAAUUGAGAUAGAUAAGAUUCUUAGACCAAAUGGGAAGUGUUUGGCAGAUUAUAAAUGCAUGCCCAAGAUACAUGCUGGUGGUGUUGAGACAGCUGAGAAUCUGUUAAUUUUUAAUGAGUUGUCAUAUGAUCGUUGCGAAAUGUUAUCGAAACAUAAUGAACUGUUUAGGAGUUUAAACGAAGAACAAUUGUCUGCGUACCAUCAAAUUGUUGAUGCUGUGACCAAUUGUUUGGGUGGUAUGUUUUUUGUUGAUGGAUUUGGAGGUUCUGGAAAAACAUAUUUAUGGAAUGCACUUUCAUUUCGUUUUAGUUCAGAAGGGAAGAUUGUAUUAAAUGUAGCAUCCAGUGGUAUUGCUGCAUUGCUUCUGCCUGGUGGACGAACUGCUCAUUCUCUUUUUGGUAUACCGUUGGUGUUAACCGAAGAAUCAUGUUGCCGGAUAGAUAAACAGGGUGACAAGGGUAAGCUUUUGGUGGGGGCAAGUCUAAUUAUUUGGGAUGAGGCUCCGAUGAUUAAUAGACUUGCUUUUGAAGCAUUUGACAAAACUUUGCGUGAUAUAAUGAACAAAGUUGUUGAGGGGGCAUCAAAAAUUCCGUUUGGUGGAAAAACUAUUGUUUUUGGUGGUGAUUUUAGACAAAUUCUUCCUGUUGUACCGAAGGGUGGUAGAGCUGAUAUCGUCCAUGCUACUAUUAAUUCAUCCCCUUUGUGGCGUUUUUGUCGAGUGUUGAAAUUGACAAAAAACAUGAGAAUUCAAUUUUCUACAGUUGUGGAAGAAAACAAAUCUUUGGUUGAAUUUGCUAAAUGGAUUCUUGAUAUUGGUGAUGGCAAGUUAGGUCUAUCCAAUGAUGGAGAGGCUACCGUUGAAAUUCGAGAAGAUCUUUGUGUUACGAGUACUGGGAAUCACAUCCAUGAUAUUGUUAAUGCGACGUAUCCAGAUUUGAUUCAACACAUGGGUGACCCUAAAUUUUUUCAGGAUCGUGCCAUAUUGGCUCCAACUUUGGAAUUGGUUGAAAAGGUCAAUGAUUAUGUUAUGUCUCUAUUGUCCUCCGAGGAAAAGGUAUAUCUUAGUUGUGAUUCAGUGUGUUAUUGUGAUGAAGAUGUUGGCAUUGAUCAAAGAUGGAUUACAACCGAAUUUUUAAAUGAUAUUAAAUGUUCUGGAAUGCCAAAUCAUAAACUUCGCCUUAAGGUUGGUGUUCCAGUGAUGUUGCUUCGAAACACUGAUGUCUCUUCUGGACUUUGUAAUGGUACUCGCUUGACAAUUGUUGAACUAGGAAAGAAAAUUAUUGGUGCUGUGAUAGUCAAUGGACCUCAUAGUGGAGAAAAAGUAUUUAUUCCUCGCAUGAGGUUAAUGCCUUCUGAUUCCAAUGUAUCUAUAUCUUUUCAAAGAUGGCAAUAUCCUCUUUGUUUAUGUUUUGCAAUGACUAUUAAUAAAAGUCAAGGACAGACAUUAUCAGAUGUUGGAUUGUAUCUUCCGAGAUCAGUUUUCACGCAUGGUCAGCUUUAUGUUGCUCUUUCGCGUGUUAAAACUAGAAAAGGACUUAAGAUCUUGAUUUUGGAUGAAUCUGGUGCACCAACAAAUUCAACUACCAAUGUUGUUUACCAAGAAGUUUUUCAAAAAAUUUGAU